This is a messenger RNA of Trichechus manatus latirostris (Florida manatee), 3548 nucleotides long. RefSeq names its product myotrophin (gene MTPN). Gene Ontology annotation, biological process: regulation of barbed-end actin filament capping. The coding region runs from base 219 to 467 and encodes 82 amino acids. NCBI's taxonomy places the organism in Eukaryota, Metazoa, Chordata, Mammalia, Sirenia, Trichechidae. The transcript has 3 exons. Gene Ontology annotation, cellular component: cytoplasm; nucleus. The record is from RefSeq and is a predicted model, not a curated record. Gene Ontology annotation, molecular function: protein binding.
CCUCGGGCAGGCGGAACCUGCUCUCCUGGGCCCGGUGGCUGCGAAGAACUUUCUUCCUCCCGCCCUAACAGUCGCCGCGGCCAAGUGCCUCGCCCGCCCGGCCGCCAAGCCCGCCUCCGCUUCUUUUCCUGUCCGGCUCCGCGCCGCCCUGUCUCCUCUUGCCCGGCAGUAUCCGCUUGCCGCCGCCGCCGUCUGUACCCGGCCCGCCCGCUGCAGUGAUGUGCGACAAGGAGUUCAUGUGGGCCCUGAAGAACGGAGACCUGGAUGAGGUGAAAGACUAUGUGGCCAAGGUGAGCGCUCCAGAUAAGCAUCACAUUACCCCUCUUCUGUCUGCUGUCUACGAGGGCCACGUUUCUUGUGUGAAAUUGCUUCUGUCAAAGGGUGCUGAUAAGACUGUGAAAGGCCCAGACGGACUAACUGCUCUUGAAGCCACUGACAACCAGGCCAUCAAAGCGCUGCUCCAGUGAUGGGCGGUGGACUGCUGAUCCUGAAGGACGACUCUUCUGUGGCCUCACGCUGCUGCCUGUCUGUCUGUCACUCUCUAUCUGCCAGCUUCUUCAGCUAAAUACUUUAUGAGGGGUGAGGGGAGAGAGAAAUUUAUAAUCAGACUACCAGAACACAAAAGGUUUUGGAGGAGGGGAAAAAGUACAAUCAGGCUUUUACCAGGAUUCCUGAUCAAGUCUGCCUCUCUUCCAUCUCUACUAAAACCCACAGUUUAUACCCGAGGGAGAGCAAAGACAAAAUAGACCGUUCACAUUUGACCCUCCAGCUCCCUAGCUAAUUUAUGAACUAGAUUGUGUUAGAGGUCUGAUUCUACACGGGCCUCCGACACAUACUUGCAGCCCUAACUGCGAGCAGUAGCGGCUGCUGUGAGGUAAUCUUAGGGUGCUGAGAUAAGUGAUCCGCUCUAGCCUUCUGCCUUAAGAGUGCGCUCUCCUGGGGGCUCCUGGCACAGUGACGAGCGAGCGCUGCCUGUGGCUGGUGACCAAACCUUUCCUCAGUGACUUUAAGCUCAGUCACAGCGAGGAGGGCACACCCGACAUUGCUGGAUGACUCGACUUUGGAUUUCCUCUCCCCUUUCACGUGUAUCUCCUGUCUUUAGAUAAAACUGACUAGUUUUAUUUAUAAAAUCUGUAAAUUUGGGAAGUCUAAAGGAGAAAUCAUUCCAGUAUGCAUAGUUUUUUCUCCUCUAGGUUCAAACAUUUAUAUGCAUCGAAACACUUUCAAAUUCCUGCUGGUAGUAAAAGGGGAUUUAAAAAUAGAACCAUAGCCAUGAGCCUGUUAGUAUCCUACAAAAAGAGAACAGUUGUCUUAGUACCUAUGGAUUUUCUUCACUUGCUGUUUGAACAGAUUGAACUCACUUGUGUUUGGAGAAUCAAGGAAUGUUGUUUGGAAUGCCUUUCUCAGACCCAGCUUGGAUGCUGAUUACUUGUUGCCCCAAAGCUAUCAGUGGGGUGAGAUUUACUAUUUGGACAAAUUUAACCCCAUCCCCUCAAAAAUAAUGCUUGUUACCAGGUUUCCCUGAGUGCUUGAUGGGUUUCUCUCAACAUACGCUAGCCAACCUCCAUGGUGUGUUCUUGUUACUUUUAAAAAUCAUGUGUUGCAUAAAGUGUGACACCUCAAAUUGUAUUCUGCGAUCUUAGAAUACAGUGCCCCAAAAUGGUGUUCCUGUGACCUGCAGGAAGUAUUUGGACACUUUUCCACAUGUUUAUUUCACAAGCAGUACAACUAAUUAAAACACAUAGUUCUAGAUUCUUUUGACUUGCCAUCUAUAUACAAAUACUUAAAAAAUUAGGGUUUUCCUUAGCCAAGUCAUGCAAUAAUUGAAUGUACCUCAAGUUUUUGAAAAGGGGAGGGGGUGGGAUAGGGACUUGUAUUCAGAUUGGGGAUAGUAAAGAAUUAGUGGUGAUUUUUUUUGGCAACGUAGCAUUCUACAGCAUGGUUAAAUGAUUAUCAAGAACAGUCAACCUGACUAAUCACAAUUCUUACUGAUUAGUUGCUGAUUGGUUGGUUGGUGUGUGAGUUUGUGUGUGUGUGUGUUUGUAUUUUUCCCCAGGAACCUUUUUUUUAUCCUUUGGCUUUUUCACUCGCAACUAGCCUAACCUUCUAAUUUUCCUAAGUCCAAGGAAACAAUCACAAAAUAGCGAUUUAAAUGCAUUCAUAUGUUUGGCUAAUUCUCCUGUCUAGUGGAGCCGAUUAGAGUUGGAUUAAAGGGCAGUACUUAGUACUUCAUUACAUGACAAACCACCCCAUAGACAGCUGAGGGCACUCUGUCCGUCUAGAAUACCAACGCAGUGCAGUGGGGUUUUGGCAUUGUUUACACCUUGUGGCAUAAUGCAGUUUAAACGGCUUACGUUUAUUAUCCUUUACACCACCUCCACCUUUCCUUUCGUGGUGUUGUGUUGUCAUUGGCUAUUGCAGAGAGUGCAUCGUCCUGGCAUGGCUGAACCUGGUGUGCUUCCUGCCACGCUGGUGGGAUGGGAGCCACGGGCUCUUUGUACAGUUAUCCUGAUGUUCCUUGUGAUGCAGUAGAGGCUGUUCCGCUUUCCCUCUUCUUUCUCAGCCAUAAUUAUGAAGCCUUGCUUGAGAAAAUAACAUAGAAACAUAGAAUAGACUGACCAACAUGGUUUACAGUUUUCUUUCUUUUUUUUAAACUAGGUUAUUUAUAAUGUAUUUCUGAACCACUUGGCAGAGAAAUUCACAACACUUACUGUUCAUAUUUUGAGUAAAGGAAGCUAAAACCGUGUCUGCUUUUCGGUACUACAUGCGUUAUUAGCAAAGGGUCAGGUAGUUUUGUUCUCCACUGAAGUAAUAUCUAACAUCUCAGAAAAUUCUUGCAUGUUCUGUAGUUUUGUAUUAACUCAGUCAUUUCGUAUGCAUUAAUUCUAUCAAGUACAAACAGGUGGGUGACUGCUCAUGUUCGUGGCCUCGCACAUCCACCCCUUGCAGCUUCAGAACAGUCUCUGUGGGCUUGGAGGGCAGAUGCAGCACCUGAAUAUUCCCAGGUAGUUCUUGUAUGCACGGCAUGCCUAUCUGAACCCAGUUGGCACAGAGGAGGGAGGGAGGGGCAGCGCUUGGAAGCUGCAAACAAGUAGGCCCUUCAUUCGUGGCUCCCCAAAUAGUGGGUUUUAAAGCUACAUCUACCUAUUUGAUUUUUGUUUUCUUAAUUACAACUGAAAUUUCAACUGAGCUGCUGUUUUCUUCCAUGCACUAUCGUGUACUCAGUUGUGUAGAGAAGAAGCUGGUGAGAGUGCCCUCCUACAUAAGCAAUUGCCGUGUUUUGCAUGCAGAAUUUAAAAACUUUAAAUUGUCCUGAUUCUAUUUUGUAAAUGGAGAAACAGUCAUAUCUUUCUAAGCAGUGAAGGAAGGAGACUAGUAGUGCUUUGUGCAUUUUGAUAUAUUUGAGUUCGUUCUUUCCACAAUGUAAUACUUUUGACACAGUUGGGUUUCUCAUAUUAUCCUAGUUCAUGUACAUCCGAAUGCUAAAUAAUACCGUGUUUAAGUUUUGUGUUGCAAGAACCAACGGAAUAAACUUGAAUUGUGCUACA